Lates calcarifer (barramundi perch) is the source of this 2212-nucleotide messenger RNA. RefSeq names its product excitatory amino acid transporter 3. The coding region runs from base 120 to 1559 and encodes 479 amino acids. The record is from RefSeq and is a predicted model, not a curated record. The transcript has 14 exons. Gene Ontology annotation, cellular component: plasma membrane. Gene Ontology annotation, biological process: L-glutamate transmembrane transport. Gene Ontology annotation, molecular function: glutamate:sodium symporter activity; L-glutamate transmembrane transporter activity; L-cysteine transmembrane transporter activity. Lineage: Eukaryota; Metazoa; Chordata; Actinopteri; Centropomidae.
UUCUAAUUAAGUUUCUAAUCAAAACAAAACAACAGAGACUGAGGCUGAACGGUCAACUCACCAAACCGGGCAAUCUUACCAGUUACUGAACUUUCUUAUUCUUAUCUUUUUUCGACAGCAUGGAAAUGGAAGAGCAUGCCAUAAAGCGUCCCAGCAAACUCUGGGCUAACUUGAUCCCCAAGAGACAUAUGUUAACUGUUUCAAGUCUGAUAGCUGUUUGCCUGGGGGUUGGCCUAGGCAUGAGUCUGAAGACCUUUGCCCAUCUGUCAGACCUCGACAAAACCUAUAUUGGUUUUCCAGGGGAGAUUCUCAUGCGCCUGCUUCAGUUGGUUACUGUUCCGCUCAUUGUGUCAAAUGUGGUAACGGAAAUUUGUGGUCUGAGAGUUGGAACCUCCAGAAAAAUCACCAUACGUGCAAUAGUGUACUUUGUCAUGACCACUCUCCUGUCCGUUACUAUAGGAAUCAUGUUGGUACUGUUGGUCAAGCCUGGGGUCAGCCAAAAUGCUGCUACAGUUGAGACAGAUGAUGAUGAUGAUGAUGAUGAUGAAGAAGCCUUCUCCAGUGUCGAAGCCUUGUUGGAUCUGAUAAGAAACAUGGUGCCAACCAAUCUUGUUCUGGCUAGCUUCCAACAGUACAAGACUCAGAAGGUGCUGGUCGAAAUUGAAGAAGGCGAAUACAAUGCUUCCAUGGUUGGGAAGGAGGUGCGUCUGGUGGGCAAGUAUAUUGACGGACUCAACACUAUGGGCCUGAUUGUCUGGUCUGUUAUUUUUGGGCUGGCCCUCAGAAGAAUGGCAGAAAGAGGGAAACUCUUUGUGGACAUCGUCAUUGCCAUCAACGUGGCCACUAAGCUUGUGGUUAGAAAGAUAAUAGGGUUCUUGCCGAUAGGGGUGUUGUUCAUGACUGCGAGCUAUGUCGUUGAGGUUGGGGACAACUGGGAGACUGUUUUGAAAUUGGGAAAGUUCAUGUUAGUGGUUGUCAGUGGGCUCCUUGUCCAUGGAGUAAUUGCUCUACCCCUGAUCUAUUUCCUGUUUGUGAGGCAUAACCCCUUCAUUGUCAUUAAAGGAGUUUUUCCUGCUUUAAUGAAGGCCAUGCUCAUCUCGCGCAGCUAUGCGGCCUCGCUGACUUUCCAGUGUUGUGAACAAGUAAACAUGAUUGACAAAAGAAUCACUCGCUUCAUGCUGCCUAUUGGCAUAAACAUCAAUAUGGAUGGAACAGCCCUUUAUGAAGUGGCUGCUGCAAUCUUCAUCGCCCAACUCAACAGCAUCAAACUGAACUGGAGCCAGGUAUUUACCAUGGGUGUGACAGUAGCUGUGUCCAGCGUAGGAGAAGCAGGGAUCCCAUCUACAGGAACAGUCACCACUCUCUUCAUUCUGACAGUCAUUGGGAUUCCUGCAAGGGACGCCUCCCUUUUGUUGGCUAUAGAGUGGCUGCUAGAUCGUGGCAACACUGCUGUCAAUGUCCUGGGAGACUGUCUCGGUGUAGCGCUUGUUGAGCAUCUGUCAAGAAAAGAUUUGGAGGAAAUGGAUGAGCUAGGACAGUAUGAGAUACUGGCCGCCUGAAAGUUUCCUCUGAUAGUGAAGACCUGAAAGCCAACGGCUCCAAGACAGCAGCAGUUGACCAAGCGUGUGUGUAACCUGUAACCUUGGCUCAACACAAACACGGUCUGAGAAUCAACAGCGUGAAUAGAGCUGACUUUAAAAAGAAUCCCCCAGUGUCAGAAAUACAUUCAUUUUGAAAUUUGCUAUUAUUUUCUUCUUUUGUGGCAUUGUUUUUGCAUUUUGCUGCUGUUUUGCUUUUCCCCUUUUUUAUUUGUGUAGUUUUAGCAUAAACAAGGGUAACAAGGGUAAUUCCCAAAUACCAUAAAUGACUGUUACCAUCUCUAUUAUUAUUUCAUUUGUUUGUUGUUACAUAUUCGUAGCUUUUGUUGUUUUGGUUUGGUUUUAGAGAUAUUGCGGUCGCAUGGUUGUACAAUAGUUUUUGACAUGACCCUUUGUUUCUCAGUAAAUACCAAGAAAAAGCAAACUGGUUGACUGUACUGCAUGUUUCCAUGGGUUAGCAGUAAGUGUGAUGUGAUACAAUACAUUUGCAUACAUCAGGAUGAAAAACAACAGAUCACAAAUCAUAUAAGACAGAACAGAGAUAGAGGUGAAAGUGAAAGUUGUUAUGUGUCAGACACAUGCUGGCCAGAGGGUUAAAUCUCAUAGUGACCUAA